CGAGGAACCCGGAAGCGGAAACGUGGAGGGUCAGGAAGGUUCGGAAGUGGAAUGUUGUGGUGGUGAGGAGCUUCGAGUCUCUGUCAGCUGGCUGACGGUUUUUCGCCGGUUUCGGUUCGGUGUUUUAGGCCUUCGCCAUGGUGUGCGAGAAGUGUGAAAGAAAACUUGGUACAGUAAUUACGCCUGAUACCUGGAAAGAUGGUGCAAGAAACACAACAGAAAGUGGUGGGAGAAAACUAAAUGAAAACAAGGCAUUGACAUCAAAAAAGGCAAGAUUUGAUCCUUAUGGCAAAAACAAAUUUGCAAUAUGCCGAAUUUGUAAAAGUUCAGUUCAUCAGCCAGGCUCUCAUUACUGCCAGGGAUGUGCAUACAAAAAGGGUAUCUGUGCAAUGUGUGGAAAGAAAGUCUUGGAUACAAAAAACUACAAGCAAACAUCAGUUUAAUUAUUAUGAUUUUUAAUUGACUAGCUUUGAAUAUAGAAGCAAUUGCUGAACAUCUAGGAGAGACUCCUAGAGAACUUGCAUGGGAUAGUUGUGCUGUCUUAGGUCUAAGUUUAAAUCUGCAUUAAAUGGGCUUGCUUGUUUUAA
This is a messenger RNA of Python bivittatus (Burmese python), 587 nucleotides long. RefSeq names its product CXXC repeat containing interactor of PDZ3 domain (gene CRIPT). Gene Ontology annotation, cellular component: dendrite. Lineage: Eukaryota; Metazoa; Chordata; Lepidosauria; Squamata; Pythonidae. Gene Ontology annotation, molecular function: microtubule binding; PDZ domain binding. Gene Ontology annotation, biological process: cytoplasmic microtubule organization. The record is from RefSeq and is a predicted model, not a curated record.